CAUUCGAGAAGGGUUAGCGAUAUGUCGUGUAACGGAACCGAGAGCCGGCGGCAUAAACCGAUGGCCAAAAGUUGGUGGGCAGAGGACAUGGCUGAGUUGGGGAUAGACCUUUAUUGGAGAACCAUGAUUGCUAUUAAAUCCUGUGGGAAAGUACCCUCUAAUCUCAUAGGGGAGGCAUUGCAAAUGUAUGCAUCUCGAUGGCUGCCGAAUGUGUCUCGGAAAGUUAAGGCUAACCGAGGACAAACAACGGAUUCAGACUCGGACGACGACGCUUCUUCGAAGCACGGGCUGCUGUUGAAAACGAUUGUGAGUUUACUCCCAUCGGAGAAAGGCGCUGUCUCUUGCAGUUUUCUACUUAAGCUCUUGAAAGCUGCCAAUGUUCUUAAUGCUUCAUCGAAUUCGAAGAUGGAAUUGGCUAGAAGAGUGGCACUUCAGUUGGAGGAAGCAAGAGUCACUGAUCUGUUAAUACCCUCUCUAUCGGACUCAAGCUAUACCGGUUCCGGUUACGAUGUAGAUAUUGUCCUCACCAUUUUGGAACAAUUCAUGUUACAAGGACAGAGUCCUCCUACUAGCCCUCCUAGAUCGAAGCUCCGUCUCGAAAGGAGAAGAAGGUCACGUUCGGCCGAGAAUAUCAGUUUCGAGUUUCAAGAAAGUAGGAGGUCUUCUUCAGCAUCACACAGUUCCAAACUCAAAGUAGCCAAACUCAUGGAUGGCUAUCUUCAAGAAAUUGCUAGAGAUAGUAACUUACCACUAUCGAAAUUCAUCGCAAUCGCCGAGACAAUCCCCGAUUUCUCACGGCUCGACCACGAUGAUCAUUACCGAGCUAUUGACAUUUAUCUAAAGGCACACCCGGAUCUAACCAAGAGCGAAAGGAAAAAGCUGUGCCGCGUCCUCGACUGCAAAAAACUCUCGGUCGAGGCCUGCAUGCACGCCGCUCAAAACGAAAAACUGCCUCUAAGAGUAGUGAUACAAGUUCUCUUCUUCGAGCAAACUCGAGUCGCCACGGCCGGGGCGGGAAAAGUGGCCGAUCUCCCUACCAACAUCAAGGUACUUUUAGCUGCCCAUAACAUUGAUCCAUCAAGGCCUCCAGAAACAUUAAGCACUAGUACCAGCAUUCGAGCCGACGAUCAAUGGAGCGUUUCGGGUCUCAAGUCCCCCAAGUCGAGAACUUCGACACUAAGGAUGAAGCUCGCCGAAGGCGACGAUUCGGACGAACUCGAUACGAAUACAGAUGGAAUGGGAAGACAUUCUAAGCUCAAGGCCUUCUGUGCUUUGCCUACGGGGCCUAAAAAAAUGUUCAGUAAGUUGUUGCCAAACAAUAGAAGUGGCAGUGAAAAGAACUGAGUUAUUUAUAUUAGG
This is a messenger RNA of Hibiscus syriacus, 1359 nucleotides long. Its product is annotated as BTB/POZ domain-containing protein At1g67900-like. The coding region runs from base 22 to 1344 and encodes 440 amino acids. NCBI's taxonomy places the organism in Eukaryota, Viridiplantae, Streptophyta, Magnoliopsida, Malvales, Malvaceae. The record is from RefSeq and is a predicted model, not a curated record. The transcript has 2 exons.